Molecule: messenger RNA, 2485 nt
Organism: Oncorhynchus gorbuscha (pink salmon)
Lineage: Eukaryota; Metazoa; Chordata; Actinopteri; Salmoniformes; Salmonidae
Gene: spout1
Product: SPOUT domain containing methyltransferase 1
Exons: 12
Coding region: 55-1197 (380 amino acids)
Biological process (GO): maintenance of centrosome location; miRNA processing
Cellular component (GO): mitotic spindle; kinetochore; spindle pole centrosome
Molecular function (GO): miRNA binding
Source: RefSeq, a predicted model, not a curated record
UUAUGCGAACCGGAAGUGUCCGUUUCUGUUUUCACGUGUUGGUUGCAGGGAAAGAUGACGGACAGCGUUGCAUCGAAAAAGCCCAAAUUGUCCUCUUCUCAGGGCGAGGACAGAGUAGAUUGGAAGAAAUGGAAAGCGGAACGAAAAGAGAUCAAGAAGCAAAUCAAAGAAUCCAAGCUGAUUCAACAACUUGACAAGCAGAAGCAAGAGGAGGAGGAGAAGACUGAGGCAGCACUGCAGCAGAGUCAGAGGGAAAACCGAUCAGGACGGUCGUACACAGUGAGCGUGGCCUUGCCUGGUUCUGUCCUGGACAAUGCCCAGUCUACAGAACUCCGCACAUACCUGGCUGGACAGAUAGCCAGAGCCUGCGUCGUGUUCUGUGUCGACGAGAUCAUCGUAUUUGACGAACAAGAUGAGGAUGUCAAGACUGUUGAGGGAGAAUUCAAUGGUGUCGGCAAGAAGGGUCAAGCCUGCAUUCAACUGGCUAGAAUCCUCCAGUUCUUGGAAUGCCCACAGUACCUGCGCAAAUCAUUCUUCCCAAUGCAUAAAGAUUUACAGUAUGCCGGCUUGCUCAACCCUCUGGACAGCCCUCACCACAUGAGGAAGGAUGAUGAGUGUGAGUACCGGGAGGGGGUGGUCCUCGAUCGGCCUAGCAAACCAGGAAAAGGCUCCUUGGUCAACUGUGGAAUGUGGAAGGAGGUGCAGAUAGAUAAGCAGCUACAGUCUGGUCUCAGAGUCACUGUCCACAUGAACAAGAUCCAGAAUAAAGAUGGUAGACUACACAAAGGGGUGGUGGUGGCGCCUCACAAGCCGCGAACAGAGGGAGGUCUGUACUGGGGCUACAGUGUUCGCCUGGCCUCAAGUCUAAGUAAUGUGUUCACCGAGUGUCCACAUAAAGAGGGCUAUGAUCUGACCAUUGGAACAUCUGAGAAGGGCAGUGAUGUUGACAAAACUUCUCUUUCUCCAUUCACGCACAUGUUGGUUGUGUUUGGUGGUCUGCAGGGCUUGGAGGCCAGUGUGGACGCUGAUCAGAACCUGGAGGUGGCGGACCCCGGUGUCCUAUUUGACCUGUACCUCAACACCUGCCCCAACCAGGGCAGCAGAACCAUCCGCACAGAGGAGGCCAUCCUGAUCUCCAUGUCCAGCCUGAGGCAGAAAAUCACAGCCGCAUUUCCAGACAAGUCGAACGGCUCAUAACAGGAAGUGGCUACUGACAAACCAUCACUAAGAGGAAGACUAAAGGAUCUAAAAAUAAUUCACUUUUUUGGGUACCUGGGUGAAGCUAACUGACCCAGGAGUCAAUUUAAUAUUUAAAUACUUCUGGGUUCGAAUGAAUGGACGUUGCUGGGAUUAUUCUGUGCUGUUUUUUUAUUUAUUCAAGGGUAAGAGAUCACAGCACACGUGAAGAAGAACCUAGUGUCUUGGCCAUGAGACCUCAUUCUUGGUGUUUCCUUAUUUACAUCCUCUCUCUUUGGUAGCAUUUUGCUAGUUAAAGCUAACGCUAGCUUUGCUCUGUUUCUACUAUACCCUCUGUAUAGGAUUCCAGGUGAAUUAAGUCAUUUAUAUGCAUCAGUUUGUCAUUUGUUCUCAAGACGCAUUACAGAACAUACAUGAAGAAUAAGUUGCUGAACACAAUGCUAACAAUAAAUAAUGCAAUACAUUCUGUUCAGUGAUGCUAAUGAAUACCGCAAUACAUUAAUUUGAAUUAUUCAAACUCAAACCGCUGCAUGCCUCAGGAUGUCAGAGGUAAAGGGUCAAGCAUGAUGACGAGGCAACGUUCGUCCAUGUCAGACAGGAUAAAACUACUUGGUAUCUAAUACAGCACAUUUGUGUGAAUGCCUUAUAGAAGCUCACACACCCCUACAUUCAACAGGCAUGGUGUGAAUCCAUUGGCUUGGCACGAGCCAACCUACAGCGCUAUAAAUGUAAGCUUGUGUUCUGAUGUUGGUAUAUUAACACUGAGCCAUUAAAGGUUAGAUUGGAUACGGUAAUGCUACAAACAACAUGUCACUGUUAACUUUAGCCAUACUGUCUGUAAGCAUAUAAAGGUCUCCAAUGAAUUCCUUUAAAGCGUUGAAACAAGUGUACUCCCACUUUCACUAAGGGAUGGAGAAAUGUAACCACUCAUUCAUAGAGCUAUGGAUGCAAGGACUGAACACGAUAUAAAAAUGAGUUUUUGCUUUGAGGUUAUACAGUAUUUGUUUACAAACAUUGGAGUAAAACAAGUUUAUAUUUUCAGUUCUGAUGGGGUAAGAAAGUUGAACAAAGCUCAUGAGGCAUUUAAGUUAUAUUCCUCAAGUUCAAAAAUUGAUAUAGCUACUGCAGAUUCUUGAAUAAUACAAUCUUCCCUCAAUUCGUAAAGUUGACAUUAUCUUGUUAUGUGAGUGCUUUUGAGGACAUUUAACAAAAGCAUUAUAAACAUGUAAAAAUACAUAUUUAAAUAUCAAUUCAUUUGUUUAUUUACAAUAAAUAUUUUUGCAGUUGC